Trichomonas vaginalis G3 is the source of this 1064-nucleotide messenger RNA. RefSeq names its product protein of unknown function, DUF4106 family. The transcript has a single exon. Lineage: Eukaryota; Parabasalia; Trichomonadida; Trichomonadidae. The record is from RefSeq and is a predicted model, not a curated record. The annotation marks the transcript as partial.
AUGUUCGCCGACAUACAAAAGACUCCAACAUCAGAUGAAAAUAUUCAGCAUAGAAUGGAAGUACUGAAAGAAAAUGUACGCAAAUACAACAACCCUUUUUACUUACGAGCAUUUAACGUUCAAUCUUCGGAUGAACUCGGUGAAAAUAAAAGGUUAAAUUUCAAGAAAACAUAUAAAAAUGAAACAUUGUUUAAAGUUCAUUCAGAACCUAGCCAAGAUGGAAACAGACCUACUUUUGUUUCUGCAGACAAUGGAACUACAAUGAGAUGGGGUCAUAAAGCUAAUUCGGAUAGGUGGUUCAUAAACUUACAACCACAAUUCCAAGAAGUUGUAGACGCAAUGGAAGUGAAUGGUGAACCAGAUAUAGCUGGUAUUUUAAGCGCGGCUUUAAUGCCGUUGAAAGAUAUGAAAGAUGCAGAUAUUUUGGACCAGUAUGAAAUGAACAUGGCUGAUGGAAAUAUAACACCUGACGUUCUAGAACAUUUAUCUCAAAGAACUACACAGAACCAUAGAGAUGGUAUAUUUGGUGAAGAGUUUAGAAAGAAAGUUAGGGAGAGAGAAGGAAGAGAACCUAUUGUACAUGACCUUGCAAACGAAAGUUUGCAAAAUAUCAUAAAAACUUACUUUGCAGACAAUGAACUGAGAAGGGAUGAAUAUUUAAGAAAACUCAAAUGGACAGUACCAAAUGAAAUGUUAGUAUUGAAAAACAUGUUCCUUGACAAAAUAAAACCAACUACAGAAAUAAAUGACGAAAGACUGAAACAUUGGGUAAAAGCUUUCCCAUUCACAAAAGAUAUUGUUGGUAACAUGGAAAGAAAACCAGAAUGGCUACAAAAACAUAUAUUUGGAAACGAGCUUAUUCCAUAUGGACAAGCUCUGUUUGAAGAGCUUGAACCGGAAACUCAGGAAAGAGUCAUGCAAACAAUACGCGAAGACUCAAAUACAAACUAUGACAAAAUCUUUCUAGGAUAUAGGUUACCUGAGAUGGGCGACCAGAGCCCAAAGGCAAAAAGGACAUGGGAAAUUUACAACAUACUAGGUGAACAUGAGGCAAAGAUGCAACU